GCGAAUCAGGUGACAGUUGUGACCGACUAGCGGGUGUAGCAUCUCGCCAAAGACCCUGGAAAAGCAACCUCUGAACCGACCGUAGCGACCGUGAGGAGGGUCGAUUGACCGCGGGCACUGAGCGGAGGAUUCCCGGGUGUCGAGCACCACGAUGAUUGUCGGUGCGCCGCGGGGCCUGCAGCCCGUCACCGGGACCACCCACCCCCUGUCCGCCGUCCAGGAGACGCUCUCCCCGGUCCCAGAUGUCACCGCCAGCUGCCACAUCCCCAACAGCAGCAGCAGCAGCAGUGGUGGUGGUGGAGGAGACAAAGAAGUCGUGCUGACCAAUGGCAAGCCAGUUGAGACAUCAAGUCCUGCCUCGGCGUCAUCGCUACUCAACCGACUCCAACUGGACGAUGAUCUGGAAGCUGACACGCUUGACCUCUACGCCUCUACGGAAACACGUGACCUCUUCGUCACCGUCGACGAUCCCAAGAAACACGUCUCCACCAUGGAGACCUACAUCACCUACAGGGUCUCCACCAAGACCUCGCGCAUCGAGUUCGACCUGCCGGAGUACAACCUGCGCCGGCGAUACCAGGACUUUGAUUGGCUGAGGAUGAAGCUGGAAGACAGCCAACCAACCCACCUCAUCCCACCUCUCCCAGAGAAGUUUGUGAUGAAGGGUGUGGUGGAUCGCUUCUCAGAGGAGUUUGUGGAGACUAGGAUGAAGGCACUAGACAAGUUCUUGAAGAGGGUGGCGGACCAUCCCGUCCUCUCCUUCAACCCCCACCUCAAUGCCUUCCUAACCGCCAAGGACCUGAACAAACGACAGGGCCUGGCGCUGCUGACCAAGGUGGGGGAGUCGGUGAAGCAGGCGGCGGGGGGCUACAAGCUGCGGGCGCGGCCACCGGAGUACUGCGUGAUGGGGGAGUACCUCGACACCUUCAACCAGAAGCUGGGCACCAUGGACCGCAUCGCCCAGAGAAUCCUCAAGGAGCAGACUGAGUACCUGGUGGAGCUGAGGGAGUAUGGCUCGGUGUACGCGGGCUGGGCGGGGUCGGAGGACGCCCUGACGCGGCCCCUGGAGGGCGUGGCCGGCUGCGUGUCCACAUGCUGCGGGGCCAUGGAGGACCUGAGUGAGGGCAUGAGCCAGGAGUUGCUGCCGGUCCUCAGAGAGUAUGUCCUCUACAUCGAGUCCAUGAAGAACGUGUUGAAGAAGAGGGACCAGAGCCAGGCCGAGUACGAAGGCCGGCUGGAGGCCGCCGUCAUACGCAAACAGGAGGAGAAGACGCCGGUGCCGGUUGAGGUGGAGAAGUGCCAGGACAGGGUGGAGUGUUUCAAUGCGGACCUGAAGGCGGACUGGGAGCGCUGGCAGAGCAACAAGAGGCAGGACUUCAGACAGCUGCUCACCAGCAUGGCCGACAAGAACAUUAACUACUUCGAGAAGUGCCAGUCAGCGUGGGAGUCUCUGGUCUCUCAGUUACAGGACGACCAGGCAGAGAAUACCAAUGAGACAAACUGCGACUAAUGCAGACACAUAUAUAUAUACACACACACACACACACACACACACACACACACACACACACACACACACACACACACACACACACACACACACACACACACACACACACACACACACACACACACACACACACACACACAGAGACAGAGACACACACACACAGAGACAAAGACACACAGAGAUUGCACACUAACACAGACACACACACUCCCAUGCCAAGGAAAAAGGACCAAUCGGGCCACUUUAAGUGCUGGACUUGGCCCCUCCCCCCUGUUCCCAUGUGACCUGAUGUCACUGGAGGAAGAGAUGACUGGUGCCUCCGCCCCCACCAACACCACGGUGAUGAGGAUGAAGGAACAGUGGAGGGAGGUGGAGACGCUUGUGAUGUUGUGAUUCUUCGGUUGUUUUCUAAGACCUUUUGUAUUUUAUACCUGUAGACGACUCAGUGGCCGGUGGUCCGCCUUCGUGUCUCUCCACCGCCCCGACCUCUAGAUGCUCACGCUUUAGAUGAGGUUGUAUCUAGGCCUUUAUUCCAGGGGCCUGGAAGACGGAGACUUGGAUGUAUUCAGUCUGAACUGCCCUUGGAUGCCUGGCUCCAGGCCAGGGCAGGGGAAAGGCUCUUCUGUCUUUGGAGAGCAGAGUUUUGAUACCAUCACUAUUCACUGCUUCCACACAUGUGAACACAUCCAAGGCCAAUGAGAACCCAUCAUUCUCUCUUUAAUGCGUUUACAUACUUUAGGUGAGUGGUCUUCAGUCGCCUCCGGUUCCACUGUUUGUAUUGUUUCUCCUGUUCAGCAGAAUAUCUGUUCUUAAUUCCUCUUAUUUACUUACUAAUUAUCAGCAGGAGCCACUAAUAAAAUCUUUCUACGCCCUUCCUUGUGCUCCGUUUGACGAUGAUCCAGGACUCCAGUUGGUUGGUUGGUUUGGUUUCACUGGCUGAUAGUGAUGGAGUAAUGCUAUUGUUCAUAGAAAGAAGAGGACAGAGGCAGGACAUUCCAGAGGUCUGUCCCAAGGUGUAAUUCUAUCUGAGAAAAUGUUUGAUUAAGUCUUGAUCUUGAUUUCAUCUCAGACUAAACUGUGAUUCCCCCUUCUUCAUGUUCUUAACGAAUGACACAGAUAUUGGGUCAGAGUUGAGAGAUUGUUGAAAGUUGUGGUUGUUUCCCACAGAGUUAUUCUCUGUAUUUUUGGUUUCCACAACCCUGUGAGUUAAUAAGAACAGGUAGUGGCGUCGAAGCAUCUUUUAAUGACCAUAUCUGGCUAGGUGGAGAACUGACUGGAGAAACACCGCCACCUCGCCACUGAAAGUGUACCGGUAACUCCUACAAAAUAUAUCAACCAUAUUUGUAGUGCUCAAAAAUUUCCCAAUAUUUGCCUUUUCUUAUAAGCAAAAGUUACUAGUUUACUAGUGGUUGACGGCAGCGGUUCCUCUAUUCAACCAAUGCAAACUUUGUUUGAGGGCUGCUUUGAUAAAGGGGCGGGAGGAUUACUAAAAGCCAAUUCUGACGUCACAAGUAGGCGUGGCCACCCAGAUGCUUGUAUAGGAAGACAGUCAGCCGCCACAUAGUUGGAUACAUUCCCCAUCACCUGGACUCUACCAACCUGUACAGGCUGAAUCUGGGGGGACACUUGUGAUGUCACCAUAGGGUAUAUUUAGAAAUGGCUCUUAAAGAUGUAAGAGUGUCUCUUUGUACACAGACUGAACAGGAUGGUGUGUCCUUGCUUCAAACACCAGUUUGUGACUUUAAGCAUGUGAGACGUACGGAUGUAGAUACAGCCUUCUCUACGUCUACAGCAACAACGGCUGAGGUUUCAUCGGCGGUUUGGUUAAUAUCAUUUUUAUUGGCGUGUUUUACCCACCAUUAUGGCCUCUUGUCUGCCCCCCUCUAUCAGAACCCUGUAAACAAACGACUCUACCGGGGACCAGUUUAUUUUUCAAUUGUAUUUUGUACCAUAAUUGUUUUGUAACUCCUUUUCAAGAUCUGUUGUUUCCCUGUUUUCUUUGAAAGACUCUUGACAGUUAUAAUGUGUCGGGAUGGAUUUAUAACACCAUGAAGAAUCCUUUCAUGUUUGACAUGACGAGAUGUAAAUAUGCAGCGUUGAUGUCCAUUGAGUCAAGGUGUUGCCUCAGAUGGAGGCUGCUUCGUUUUAUUGGCCUAUGAAUGGAGUACAUGAGAGGGCAGCCCUCAUUUUAAACCCGGAUACAAUUUGUUUUUCUGGAGAGGUACUGGGCCAGAGAAUGUGAACCCUAGUGUUUAGGCUGAAGGGGAGGUUGACCCCCCUCGGUACUGAAGACCCCCCUUCCAUCAUACAUCACCUUUAAAACGCACCCGGGACUUUUGGACCAUGACAUUUAUCUGCUUUAAUGCAAUACGUACAGUUUAUCCCCAAAUAUAACUUAAAAUAAACAAAGUGAAGAAUCUAUUUUUGUAAUGGGAACAGGAAUGUUGACUGAUGUGUUUACAAUGAGGCUUGUGUAUGUUUGCCUGGAUAUGGGUGUUGAGGUAACUGUAUAUUAAUAAUUAUAAAUUUAUUAAGACACCAUUAAGAAUGGUACGGACAGGUAGCCUGAUUGCCGUGUAGUAAACACUCAUCCGUGUUUAUCGCAUCAGUAAUAAGGGUUAGGUAGGGGUUCUUUUUGGGGACAGCCUACUAGCAUCCAGCUCCCCUCCCUCUGUUACUCAGCUCUGGGUCAUGUUCUUGGCUUCUGGCCACUGAUCCAUUUUCUGUCAUUUCUAAAUCUGUUCUAACCAUCUUUUGGAUGCUAAAUAACAUUGUCAUGAUUAAAAAAGAAAAGAAAAAAAUGCCUGUAUAUUGAUGUCGUUUUGAUUGCAAAUUAUCUUUACCUCACAUCAUCAUUUAGAUAUAUUGGACCAAUAAUAAAAGGGAUGAUAAUAAUAAUCCAUAGCUCUGAAAACGUUUUUCUUCUCUCUCGUGUCAUGAAUCUGAUGGCCAAGCGGUUUUCUAAGGCAAGACUCCGAUGAGGGUAAAUAGCUUCCUCUGAUGCUGUGGUCUACAGGUGGGCGAAUACAAGUCAGGGUUGGCAUUCGGAACCAAGGAAAGGUCUUCAAUCUGUUUGCUUCUUCUUGUACUUUAUUUAGCUUGUGUUUGAGGGUGCAGGGAUAUGGCAGUGUUCCCACUUUAAGAGCCCCAUCCUGUACUCUAGCCAAUUUGAGGUUUAUUUUAGGAUAUCGACCUAUUUAACUCCAUGGGAGAUACUUCUAAUCUCGAACGAAUGAGGUUUUGUGAGAAACUUAAUUAGAAUGAUUUGUAUGUCUGUCAUAAGUGACAUUCAUCUGCCGUGAACAUACAAGCCCCGCUCCUAAACACCCUAAAACCCGGUCAUUCUGAAGGGGCCUUGUGAUCUGCGUUUUUUUCUCUACCAAACGGUGUCCUCUUUGUAUUUUCCCUUGCUUGUGACAAAGAAAGGUCCUGGUUACCCAUCCAAAAUGUUUGAAUCUUCUCAAUGUGCAGAUCUGAGAUACUCCUUCAACCCAUCAGUGGUUCUCUUCCUAAUCUUGCGGCCAAGGAUCUGAAUAUAUAACUGAGCCACAACCCCGGCCAAGGCCCUCCAGCCAAUGGCAGGUCCUUGAAGGUGAUAUGGGUAAGUGUGCUUACCGGCAUUACCCCAUUGUGACUGUCAGGCUUCAGCUGUCGCGAAUCCCUCACUCAGUUUAUCAUCAUCGCCCCAACUUGAAUUGGAUGAAAUGUCAUGAUCGUGCUGGGAAGAGACCCCUUUAUUGGCCACUGGUGUUGCCACUGGAUGACCUGUGGGGCUCCUGUCUGUGGAGGGGGCGUUGGAAGGGCUACAUAGACUUCAUCCCCACACUCUAAAGGCCCUCCAAAUCGUUACCCCUCAGCUUCAGGGAUUCAGCGACGGUUCCGGAUCUCCUGUUGGCUCAGGCAGCACAAAGCCACAGUCCAAACGAAGUCUACAGUCCAACAGCUCCAAAAGUCGGCAGACACUUGGGAGCAGCCGGUUUGUAGACUGGGACGAUGGUGGAAACUGGUUACCCUGUGAAGCUACAGUAUAGUUGCUCAUGGUGUCUUUUAACCAACUGACUUGUAAACCACUUGAUAAGCAACUCACACCUGCCACCCUGCUACAUCUGCUGGACUUGACCAAGAAACACUUGGUCAUACUUUACACAUCAAGCUCGGCCUCUUGCUACACCGAGAUCAUGUCCUAGACCUAGGUGUACCAUGUAAAAUACAUGUUACCAUUAGCUAGAGUGUCGUUCUUGGUGUCAUUGGACUCAGCUCAACGUGUAGAUGCUAAAUAACAUGUCAUUUGUGACAUCUUUAUCGGGAAGCAAAUCAAUAGCUGCUCAGUAUUGAUUAAGGCCUCCAAUUUCAACAGCUAAUUACUACCAUUAAACAUGUUCGAAUAUGCUCAUGUGUGGCACCGUUGCAAUCGCCUGGAAGCGUAGAUGUUGAAGGACACCUUGUUCGUCCUCUUACGCCACCGGGAAGAUAUUUACAUGCUUCUGAUUGACUAAUGAAUUGAUUCAGCUAUUCCCCCAGAAGUCUGGGGUCAAAAGGUCAAAAGGAGACGGCACCACGCCGGGGUGGAUCCAGAUCUCGGGCAACAGCGCAGGGUUGCCAGGUCCUGCAAAAAACGUGCCCCCCACAUACCGUUCAAAAUCCACCCAAAAUGUCCUAGAAGCAUCCCAAAUAAAAAAUGAUAUUAUUGGCCAUUUUGGCCAACGUUUUGAAAGUAAUACUAUUUGAGGGAAUAUUUUUUUUUUGUUUUAGCAGCGAAAUGCACCGUGUGUGUGUGUGUGUGUGUCUGUGUCUGUGUGUCUGUGCGUGCGUGUGUGUGCUUGUGUGUGCUUGUGUGUGUGUGUCUGUGCGUGUGCGUGCGUGUGUGUGUGUGUAUAACACGCUAUUUUAUGUUGAAAUGCGACGUAAUCCA
This is a messenger RNA of Gadus chalcogrammus (walleye pollock), 6422 nucleotides long. It is a transcript of the gene snx30, whose product is annotated as sorting nexin family member 30. Lineage: Eukaryota; Metazoa; Chordata; Actinopteri; Gadiformes; Gadidae. The coding region runs from base 152 to 1510 and encodes 452 amino acids. The record is from RefSeq and is a predicted model, not a curated record. Gene Ontology annotation, molecular function: phosphatidylinositol binding. The transcript has 9 exons.